This is a messenger RNA of Elgaria multicarinata webbii, 681 nucleotides long. It is a transcript of the gene SMIM8, whose product is annotated as small integral membrane protein 8. Lineage: Eukaryota; Metazoa; Chordata; Lepidosauria; Squamata; Anguidae. The coding region runs from base 69 to 362 and encodes 97 amino acids. The record is from RefSeq and is a predicted model, not a curated record. The transcript has 3 exons.
CUGCUUUCCUGGCUCGCUGGAACGUUCAAAGUGGAUCGAGGUUUGCGGCGGAGCAUUGAGGACGUAGGAUGUCUUCGGCACCUCAGCCUCCAGAUUUACAACAUGAAGCACCAAAAGAGAAAGAUUAUCGAACUCCAGGACUCCGAAGUGUCCGAACCACUACUCUGUUCCGUGCUGUGAACCCAGAACUUUUCAUUAAACCCAACAAAGCAGUUAUGGCUUUCGGGCUUGUAACGGUUACUCUUUGCGUAGCCUAUAUUGGAUACUUGCAUGCGCAACAAGAGAAUAGAAAGGAUCUCUAUGAAGCUAUUGACAGUGAGGGAAACAGACAUAUGAAGCGCAAGACUUCCAAAUGGGACUAAGGAAACGGACCGCUAACACAGGGUGUGUAUGUGCCAACAUGGAAGGAGACAGAAAUAAUUGGUGCAUGUGAUUUUCUGAAUUAUGACUCUCAGGAUUUUGUGUGGAGAGCCAACAUUUCCCUGUGCAAUAACGCAUGGGUGGUUUUUUGUGUUUUUUGAAACGCAGUAUAAUUUAAUCAGUAUAAAAUGCUAAUGCCUGUACAUACUCUGAAUAAAAGCUAGCAUUAUUAAGGAAAAUAUUGCAAUAUGUGUAACUUUCUGUGUUGCAGACACCAUGGUAAUAAUUGCCUUUGGGAUUUCGGUACUAGCUCAUCAGCCU